ACUAUUAAAGUAACAUGUUGUAAAAUAAUUCGAAGUUUCAUUUUUGAGAAGUUGGUUUAUAGUUAUUGCUUUUGUUAAGUAAAAAAAAUGUCAUUAGAAAAAAAUCAUGCAAUUGCAGCUAUAGUAUUCGGAGGCAUUGAAUCAGCAAUCGGAGUAAUUGUAUCAAUAACAUCAUUUGUAAUGGCUGGAAAAGCAAGAUUAAGCUUAUCCUUGACACCAUAUUGGGCCGGACUUAUUUUUCUUAUUCCUGGAAUACUUGGUCUUGUAUCUGGUUUUACGAAAAACCGCUGCUGUAUGAUAGCUUUUAUGGUAUUGAACAUCAUUUGUUUCCUUGUUGAAAGCAUUGCGGCAAUACUGUUAGGUCUUGUUUUCACCUUCUGGAAAUUUGCAUCUAAUGUUUUGAAUUGUCGGUAUAGUAAAAUGGAAUCGGCCUGCUACUGCCACAAUGAAAAGAUUGAAGGAGUUGAUAGUUGCGAUGUUUUGACAACAAUUUCUUCAAUUCUCACCAUGGUUCUCGUAUUUGUUAUUAUUUCCGUUAUAGUUUCAUUAGCUGCAAGUAUUCUUGGAUGUGCUGCUGUUUGUUGUAAUAGU
Molecule: messenger RNA, 591 nt
Organism: Hydra vulgaris (swiftwater hydra)
Lineage: Eukaryota; Metazoa; Cnidaria; Hydrozoa; Anthoathecata; Hydridae
Source: RefSeq, a predicted model, not a curated record